AGCUCUCUAAAAAGAAGAUUCAUUUGAUUGAAAAGGGGAAAGCGAGAAAGCCAGAAAAUGAGGCUGGUUUUAUUUGGAUUGUUUGUUUUCGUCAUUGGAAUUGUUGCAGCAAGUAAUCCACAUGGUGCAGAUGUAGAUGACAAUGAGUUUGCUGAAUUUGAGGAGUUAGAUGAAGAUGAGGUUAUAUUUGAAGAUACAAAACAAGAUGAGGUUAAAGAACAGAGAGUUGAGAACAAAGUAGAUGAAACAGUUGCAGAGGAAGAUGAAGAUGAUGAUGCUACAGUGGAGACAGAAGAUGAUGAAUUUGAACAUUUCAAUGAUGAAGAAGAGUUUGUUGGCUUUGAUAAAGAACGUGAAUCAACAAAACCAAAGGAAAAGAUGCCAGAAUUAAAAAUAAACCAAGUUCCACAGCAUCUUAGAACAAACUGGGACAGUUUUGUAAUAGAAAUACUCAUGUUGGCUGGACUUGGUGUUUAUUUAUUAAACUUCCUUCAUGGGAAGAACACAAAUCACAAACUCGCUCAAGCUUGGUUGAAUUCACAUAGACAGAUACUAGAGGAACAAUUCAGUAUUGUUGGUGAUGAUGGCACAAGUAAAGAAGCUCAGUCAGGCACUUUUAUAAAAGAAUCUGAGAAUGUUUAUGCUUUAUGGUGUAGUGGUAGAUCCUGUGUGGAGGGAAUGUUGGUAGAGUUAAAAUUAAUCAAAAGACAAGAUCUCAUCAGUACGAUUGCAGGAUUUAUGAAACCAGUAUCGGAUCAAAUUAUGGUACAGGUAGAUAUGGAUCCCAAGGUGAUGGAUAAGUUUGUAUUUGCUGUUGCCACAAAACGUUCCUGUGCCAAAAUACACAAAGACAUGGUUGAUCUUAGCCAGUUUACUGAGAAGAAGAAUGGAGAGAAGUAUGAUCUUAGUAGUUCUUAUCAAAUAUUGAGUGAGAUAGGGGAGGCAACUGUCAGUGUACUUGAUAAAAAGGUGACUAGUGUUCUAAAUAAAUAUGAAGGUCUGGUGGAGUUCAUGCAUUUUUCUGAUCAAUACAGUGGACUAAAAGCUCAGGAUGAUAGCCAAACCUCAAAACUUCCAGAGGUCAAGCCAGUACUUACUUUCUGUUUCAAUGUGCCUGGUAAAGGAAAAUGUAAACCUGCAGACAUGGAAAAUAUGUUACCACUUCUUAAACUGGUUCUGUACUGUGUAGAUAAGGUCAGCCGACUUCAGUUGGGAAAGGAGGCUAGAGCAAAAGCAGACAAGAAACGUCAGAAGAUGCAAGAAGUUUUUGAGAAAGCAACCCACCAACAACGUCAGGAACAAGCUCAGCAAAGACGUGAAGAGAAGAGAAGAGUGGAGAAAGAAAGGUUAAUGGCUGAAGAAGAUCCUGACAAAGCUAGAAAAUUGGAGGAGAGAGAUAGUAGAAGAGAAGCUAAAAGGAAACAGCCAAAAAUGAAGAUGAUGAAAGUGAAGGCCAUGUAGAAAUGUCAUGUGACAUAUUGUUUGGCCUUGUAGAAAUGUCAGUGUGACAUACUGUAUGGCUAUGUAGAAAUAUCUCUGUGACAUAGCUUAUAGCUAUGAAGUAAUAUCAACAUGUCUUGAUGUAUAGCUUAUUUUGUUGUCCUAAUACACAUAGAUUUUUAUCCUGUUUCAUAUUGCUUUCUAUGGUUUUAUUUCUAAUCAGUGAAAAUUCAUUUCAUUGGCGCUACACAUUUUUGCAUUUUUUGACUGUUUUAUCAUAGACACAUAUGUUACAAAGAAACACUUUGAGACAGUAAUGAUUUGUAUUGGAUAAAGUGUUAUGAGUCAGCUGUUCCUUUUAUAUUCAGAACUGAUAAUAAGUGUCACAAUAAUAUAUGUAUGUCUUUUUGUAUAUAGUUUACAAUAAAUGUGAUCAGAGAUUUUAAAUAAAAAUAUUUUACAUGUGUUCA
Messenger RNA from Mytilus californianus (California mussel), 1910 nucleotides. RefSeq names its product PAT complex subunit CCDC47-like. Lineage: Eukaryota; Metazoa; Mollusca; Bivalvia; Mytilida; Mytilidae. The transcript has 13 exons. The coding region runs from base 58 to 1461 and encodes 467 amino acids. The record is from RefSeq and is a predicted model, not a curated record. Gene Ontology annotation, cellular component: endoplasmic reticulum. Gene Ontology annotation, biological process: endoplasmic reticulum calcium ion homeostasis. Gene Ontology annotation, molecular function: calcium ion binding.